Trematomus bernacchii (emerald rockcod) is the source of this 747-nucleotide messenger RNA. RefSeq names its product isotocin-neurophysin IT 1-like. Gene Ontology annotation, molecular function: neurohypophyseal hormone activity. The transcript is spliced from 4 exons. Bases 76 to 543 code for a protein of 155 amino acids. The record is from RefSeq and is a predicted model, not a curated record. Gene Ontology annotation, cellular component: extracellular region; secretory granule. Lineage: Eukaryota; Metazoa; Chordata; Actinopteri; Perciformes; Nototheniidae.
AGAAGAAGCAUCCAGAAGCAUCUGAAACCAACUCUUCAAAUCUUCUCUUCCUCAAGAAACUGAGAAAUAACAGAAAUGACUGGAGCCGCAGUGUCCAUGUGCCUACUCUUCCUCCUGUCUGUAUGUUCGGCGUGUUACAUCUCCAACUGUCCUAUCGGUGGGAAGAGGUCCAUCAUGGACGCACCGCAGCGAAAGUGCAUGUCUUGUGGCCCCGGAGACAGGGGCCGCUGCUUCGGCCCCAGCAUCUGCUGCGGGGAGGGCCUGGGCUGCCUGCUGGGGUCCCCGGAGACAGCUCACUGUGUGGAGGAGAACUACCUGCUGACCCCCUGCCAGGCGGGAGGUAGACCCUGUGGAUCUGAGGGAGGACGCUGCGCUGCUUCAGGAAUCUGCUGUGAUGCAGAGAGCUGCACCACAGACCAAUCGUGCCUCAUGGAGGAGGAAGGAGACGACCAAAGCAGCCAGUUCGAAGGCAGCGACCCCACUGACCUCUUCCUCAGGCUGCUGCAUCUGGCCGGUCACACUUCUCAUCGAGUUCACCAAUGAGCUGCUCCUGACACCCAAGCCUCACGGGAAAUGGGACUUGUUGUUGUAGUUCAAAGUUGUAGUUCUGUUUGUCAUUUUGCUCUUUCCCCUGGAGUAUGUCUGUAGAGUGCCUUUGUCACUAUAUUUUUAUGUAUGAAAAUAGGGAUGAAAACUGACAGUGGUCAUCCAGAUACUUGCAUGUUGAAAUAAAGUUUUGAGAAAGUA